This is a messenger RNA of Medicago truncatula (barrel medic), 1263 nucleotides long. Its product is annotated as protein CUP-SHAPED COTYLEDON 3. The coding region runs from base 164 to 991 and encodes 275 amino acids. Gene Ontology annotation, biological process: regulation of DNA-templated transcription. The transcript is spliced from 3 exons. The record is from RefSeq and is a predicted model, not a curated record. NCBI's taxonomy places the organism in Eukaryota, Viridiplantae, Streptophyta, Magnoliopsida, Fabales, Fabaceae. Gene Ontology annotation, molecular function: DNA binding.
CCUUUCUGCUAUAAUAAUACCUUAAUACAAGCAAUCACUCAAAGCUAGCUUCAAUUAUAUAGAUUCUUAUACUUUAUAUAUAUCCACACCUCUACCAUAUAUAUCCAAAAUUUCAAAAAUAUAUCUUCCUCUUUCUCUCCCUAGCUUACAAAAUUAAUUAAUCAUGGGUCUUAGAGAUGUCGGUGCUUCACUUCCCCCUGGCUUUCGAUUUUACCCCAGUGAUGAAGAGUUGGUCCUUCAUUACCUUUACAAAAAAAUCACUAAUGAGGAUGUUCUUAAGGGUACCUUGGAGGAAAUUGACUUGCAUACUUGCGAGCCUUGGCAACUUCCUGAGGUGGCUAAACUCAACGCAACUGAAUGGUACUUCUUUAGCUUUCGUGACCGUAAAUAUGCCACAGGUUUUAGAACCAAUAGGGCUACGACAUCUGGAUAUUGGAAAGCAACAGGAAAGGAUCGAACGGUGUUCGAUCCAAUCACACAUGAGGUUGUAGGAAUGAGGAAAACUCUAGUGUUCUAUAGGAAUAGAGCUCCAAAUGGAAUCAAAACAGGUUGGAUCAUGCAUGAGUUUAGGUUGGAAACCCCACAUAUGCCACCUAAGGAAGACUGGGUUUUGUGUAGAGUAUUUCAUAAAGGCAAGACAGAAAAUAAUGCCAAAUUAAGUCCACAAGAAAUGUAUGAGACUAUAGUCCCAUCCCUAACCAACCAAACCAUGCCAAUUGGGUAUAACCAAUUUGCUUCAUUCUCAUCUUCAAUGACAACCCAUCAUUGUCAUUUAAAUGAGAACCAAAAUAAUUCUUUGAUGAAUCUUCUUCAAUUUUCUAAAGAAACAAACAACAAUUGUAGUAGUGUUACUCAAAUUAGUCCUAAAUGUGAUGAUGGAUAUGGAUAUUUGUGGGACAUGGAUUUGGAAGAUCAUCAUGAUGGUGUGGCCUCAUCAGACAUGGAAGGAAUGAGAUUCCAGGUUGAUAAUAAUAGCAUGGUCUUGUUAUAAAAAGUAUGAUGAUGUGUACAUAUUAUGUAUAUGGUUCUUAUCUCUCAAGUUACGGAAAUUUGUGGUUUUGUGAUGUAAUCAUAUAUAGUGUUUGGCUUCAAAGGGCAUGCCACGUGCUUGAUUGGGAUUAUAGGUUUUUUUUUUUCUUUUAAGUUUUCAGUGUGAUUGGUUAGGGUUUCAUUUGGUUAUUGGGAGGGGGUUAUACACAUUGAUUAGCAUUUGUAGGGGGUAUUGAUUAUGAUUAUGAUUAUGAUUAUGAUUCAUUCGUGAUA